Messenger RNA from Procambarus clarkii (red swamp crayfish), 3204 nucleotides. Lineage: Eukaryota; Metazoa; Arthropoda; Malacostraca; Decapoda; Cambaridae. The record is from RefSeq and is a predicted model, not a curated record.
AUGUUCUCUCUGGGACUGACCAUCUGCGCCAUCUUCAACUCCGGCAAGUCUCUCAUCGAAGCCAACCACUCUAGCUCCGUCUACCAGAAGCAGCUGGAGGUGCCGGGAGGUCAUGGAAAGUCUCCAAGACUGAAGAAGAUCAGAAGAAGAGAGUUCCCAAGACUGGAAGUUCCCAAGACUGGAAGUCCCCAAGACUGGGAGUUCCCAAGACUGGAAGUUCCCAAGACUGGAAGUUCCCCAAGACUGGGAGUUCCCAAGACUGGAAGUUCCCAAGACCUGAAGUUCCCAAGACUGGAAGUUCCCCAAGACUGGAAGUUCCCAAGACUGGGAGUUCCCAAGACUGGAAGUUCCCAAGACUGGGAGUUCCCAAGACUGGAAGUUCCCAAGACUGGGAGUUCCCAAGACUGGGAGUUCCCAAGACUGGAAGUUCCCAAGACUGGGAGUUCCCAAGACUGGAAGUUCCCAAGACUGGAAGUUCCCAAGACUGGGAGUUCCCAAGACUGGGAGUUCCCAAGACUGGGAGUUCCCAAGACUGGGAGUUCCCAAGACUGGAAGUUCCCAAGACUGGGAGUUCCCAAGACUGGAAGUUCCCAAGACUGGGAGUUCCCAAGACUGGGAGUUCCCAAGACUGGGAGUUCCCAAGACUGGAAGUUCCCAAGACUGGAAGUUCCCAAGACUGGAAGUUCCCCAAGACUGGGAGUUCCCAAGACUGGAAGUUCCCAAGACUGGAAGUUCCCAAGACUGGGAGUUCCCAAGACUGGAAGUUCCCAAGACUGGAAGUUCCCCAAGACUGGAAGUUCCCAAGACUGGAAGUUCCCAAGACUGGGAGUUCCCAAGACUGGGAGUUCCCAAGACUGGAAGUUCCCAAGACUGGGAGUUCCCAAGACUGGGAGUUCCCAAGACUGGAAGUUCCCAAGACUGGGAGUUCCCAAGACUGGGAGUUCCCAAGACUGGAAGACACUCGUGCGCUCUACACCCCUGGGCUCUACACCCCUGGGCUCUACACCCCUGGGCUCUACACCCCCUGCCCUCUACACCCCUGUCCUCUACGCCACUGUCCUCUACACCACUGCCCUCUACGCCACUGUCCUCUACACCCCUGGGCUCUACACCCCUGCCCUCUACACCCCUGCCCUCUACACCCCUGUCCUCUACGCCACUGUCCUCUACACCACUGCCCUCUACGCCACUGUCCUCUACACCCCUGGGCUCUACACCCCUGCCCUCUACACCCCUGCCCUCUACACCCCUGGGCUCUACACCCCUGCCCUCUACACCCCUGCCCUCUACACCCCUGCCCUCUACACCCCUUCCCUCUACACCCCGGCCCUCUACACCCCUGGGCUCUACACCCCUGGGCUCUACACCCCUGCCCUCUACACCCCUUCCCUCUACACCCCGGCCCUCUACACCCCUGGGCUCUACACCCCUGCCCUCUACACCCCUGCCCUCUACACUGUCCUCUACACCCCGGCCCUCUACACCCCUGUCCUCUACACCCCUGCCCUCUACACCCCUGCCCUCUACACUGUCCUCUACACCCCUGCCCUCUACACCCCUGCCCUCUACACCCCUGCCCUCUACACCCCUGCCCUCUACACCCCUGCCCUCUACACCCCUGCCCUCUACACCCCUGCCCUCUACACCCCUGCCCUCUACACCCCUGGGCUCUACACCCCUGGGCUCUACACCCCUACCCUCUACACCCCUGGGCUCUACACCCCUACCCUCUACACCCCUGGGCUCUACACCCCUGCCCUCUACACCCCUGCCCUCUACACCCCUGGGCUCUACACCCCUACCCUCUACACCCCUGGGUUCUACACCCCUGCCCUCUACACCCCUGCCCUCUACACCCUGGGCUCUACACCCCUGCCCUCUACACCCCUGCCCUCUACACCCCUACCCUCUACACCCCUGGGCUCUACACCCCUGCCCUCUACACCCCUGCCCUCUACACCCCUGCCCUCUACACCCCUGGGCUCUACACCCCUACCCUCUACACCCCUGGGCUCUACACCCCUGCCCUCUACACUCCUGCCCUCUACACCCCUGGGCUCUACACCCCUACCCUCUACACCCCUGGGCUCUACACCCCUGCCCUCUACACCCCUGGGCUCUACACCCCUGGGCUCUACACCCCUACCCUCUACACCCCUGGGCUCUACACCCCUGCCCUCUACACCCCUGGGCUCUACACCCCUGAACAAGGAAGCCGUUGAGAGCCGCCCCGCCCUCAGGCAGGGAAGUCGAGCUUCUCCUCGAGCUCCUCCUCGAGUCUUACUCGAGCUCCUCCUCGAGUCUUACUCGAGCUCCUACUCGAGUCUUACUCGAGCUCCUCCUCAAGCUCCUCGAGCUCCUCCUCGAGCUCCUACUCGAGCUCCUCCUCGAGCUGCUACUCGAGCUCCUCCUCGAGCUCCUCCUCGAGCUCCUACUCGAGCUCCUCCUCGAGCUGCUACUCGAGCUCCUCCUCGAGCUCCUCCUCGAGCUCCUACUCGAGCUCCUCCUCGAGCUCCUACUCGAGCUCCUCUUCGACAGUGUGUUGCUAAAGUUUCUCCCCUUGACCUCGGCAGCGACCCUACGGUUCAAGCCCUUCAGUUCCUGGACGUCAUCAACAUGAAGGACCCGUCCCAGAAGACUCACUUCUACCGCACCACCCUUAUGGAGGUCCUCCCUCACAUCCCUAAGGCCCUGGAACAAGACCUGGAACAAGACCUGCAACAAGCCCUGGAACAAGACCUGGAACAUGACCUGGAACAAGACCUGCAACAAGCCCUGGAACAAGACCUGGAACAAGACCUGGAACAAGACCUGGAACAAGACCUGCAACAAGCCCUGGAACAAGCCCUGGAACAAGACCUGGAACAAGACCUGCAACAAGCCCUUGCUGGAAAUCUCCGAAGGAAUAUCUCCUGUCGCAUCUCGGCCUCCAGGUCGUAUCUCGGCCUCCAGGUCGUAUCUCGGCCUCCAGGUCGUAUCUCGGCCUCCAGGUCGUAUCUCGGCCUCCAGGUCGUAUCUCGGCCUACAGGUCGUAUCUCGGCCUCCAGGUCGUAUCUCGGCCUCCAGGUCGUAUCUCGGCCUCCAGGUCGUAUCUCGGCCUACAGGUCGUAUCUCGGCCUCCAGGUCGUAUCUGUUUUCAAGAAUAUUCCAGAACCAUGGAUUACAAUCCUCGAAACUCAGAUUUCGGACGUGGAAUUAACAUGA